Molecule: messenger RNA, 1162 nt
Organism: Leptopilina heterotoma
Lineage: Eukaryota; Metazoa; Arthropoda; Insecta; Hymenoptera; Figitidae
Gene: Ubc6
Product: ubiquitin-conjugating enzyme E2-17 kDa
Exons: 4
Coding region: 96-551 (151 amino acids)
Biological process (GO): proteasome-mediated ubiquitin-dependent protein catabolic process; protein polyubiquitination; DNA repair
Cellular component (GO): HULC complex
Molecular function (GO): ubiquitin conjugating enzyme activity
Source: RefSeq, a predicted model, not a curated record
UGUCAUUCGUCGUUGUUUGCAAGUGAAAACUGGUGAAGGGGAAAACGAAAAUUUUCUCGUUUACGGUGGUAAGGUGUUGUAACAGUUCCUGAGGGAUGUCUACGCCCGCCAGAAGAAGACUCAUGAGGGACUUUAAAAGAUUACAAGAGGAUCCACCUACAGGAGUUUCGGGAGCACCAACCGAUAACAACAUUAUGAUUUGGAAUGCAGUCAUAUUUGGGCCACACGACACACCGUUCGAAGAUGGGACCUUUAAACUUACUAUAGAAUUCACGGAAGAAUAUCCGAAUAAACCACCCACUGUAAGAUUUGUUAGUAAAAUGUUCCACCCGAAUGUAUACGCUGACGGAGGAAUUUGUCUCGAUAUCCUGCAAAAUCGUUGGAGUCCCACCUACGAUGUCUCUGCAAUUUUAACUUCUAUACAGUCGCUGUUAAGUGAUCCGAAUCCGAAUUCACCUGCCAACUCAAUGGCAGCACAACUGUACAAAGAAAACCGACGUGAAUACGAGAAACGAGUAAAGGCUUGUGUGGAGCAGAGUUUUGUGGAUUAGUUGGUGGACGUGCUGACUGCUGUCGGCGCUGUCUCAUCAGCAGCAUUAAACGACCAACAAUCAACUUGAACAUCAACAUCAACGCCGUCAUUUAAUAUAUAGAAGAACGUGCAGCCUUAUCAAGGAGCUACGCUGAUCGCUUCGAAUGCGUCAUAAUUCCUUAUAAAAAAAUGAAAAAUAAUGAAAAAUAAUUAAUAGUAAUACAAAAAUAAUGGAGGAAAAACAACUCUUUCUCAACAUUUACAGCGUGUGCAACAUUAGAUCGAAUUUUUACAAUGUUGUAUAAUAAAUUAAUAUAAACUGUGUAUUUAUUUAUUGGAGGAUUCGAUAAAAAAAGAAAUGGAAAUGAACGAAGAAAAUGAUGAAAUUAGUAAUGUUGUUUAAUAAUUGCAUUAGGGUAUGGAGUAAUAAAAUAAUUAAACUACCUUAUCUAUCACAAUUUUGUCUCUGUGUUCGCUAUGCGGCGUUUUCAUCCAUCGAAAGCACAGAUCCACAAACUUGAGUUCAAUAAUAUUGUAACACUUCGUACAUAGUCUUGACAUUUAACUAUACAUAUAUAAAUAUACAUAAUAUACAUACAUACAUUCAAUAAAAUGCAUAAUUAUAAUCUC